AAAAACGCAGCGUUACGCCGAAGCAAUAGACAAAAGAGUAUAUAGCUGAAUUUAGCUCCGGUUCUUCAUUUGAACUCCCGCAGACUUCUUCUAGACUGAGAGUCAGGUGACUUGAAGGCUCCUCUGUGCCCAGUUUUGUGACUUCUCAACUUCCUCUUUGUUUAUUUGCUAUGGCGGACGAGGAACCAGUUGAUCAAAAGAAGUACCUCGAAGAGUCUUGCAAGCCAAAGUGUGUCAAACCACUACUCGAGUAUCAGGCAUGUGUUAAGAGAAUCCAAGGUGAUGAAAGCGGGCACAAGCAUUGUACUGGGCAAUAUUUCGACUACUGGUCUUGUGUUGACAAAUGUGUUGCACCAAAGCUUUUCCCAAAACUGAAGUGAUGUGGAGAUUACGUUUGCCCUAAACUGACAUAGCAUGUCUUUACGUUUUUGAAUGGAUUAAAUGUUUCAGAAGAGUUUAUUUUGUUCCCUGAACUAGGAAUGGAUGUAUGACGCAGUUUUCAGAACAUGGGGACACAUAAGUUGUGAUCAAUAAAAAUGAAAAUAUCCUCUUUGUUGGUUUUGAUCGAUA
Prunus mume (Japanese apricot) is the source of this 570-nucleotide messenger RNA. RefSeq names its product cytochrome b-c1 complex subunit 6-1, mitochondrial. Gene Ontology annotation, biological process: mitochondrial electron transport, ubiquinol to cytochrome c. NCBI's taxonomy places the organism in Eukaryota, Viridiplantae, Streptophyta, Magnoliopsida, Rosales, Rosaceae. The record is from RefSeq and is a predicted model, not a curated record. Gene Ontology annotation, cellular component: respiratory chain complex III.